This is a messenger RNA of Epinephelus fuscoguttatus (brown-marbled grouper), 1193 nucleotides long. It is a transcript of the gene aspdh, whose product is annotated as aspartate dehydrogenase domain containing. Lineage: Eukaryota; Metazoa; Chordata; Actinopteri; Perciformes; Serranidae. The transcript has 9 exons. The record is from RefSeq and is a predicted model, not a curated record. Gene Ontology annotation, molecular function: L-aspartate dehydrogenase [NAD(P)+] activity; NADP binding. Bases 79 to 906 code for a protein of 275 amino acids. Gene Ontology annotation, biological process: NAD+ biosynthetic process.
UUCCUGCAGUCGUGGGCUGGGUGUUGUGCUUCAAGUUGGGAGACACACAGCUCUGCAGGGCUGUGACAUUAUCUGGACAUGGCAACCAGCUCUUCCUCCCAAAGGAUUGGAGUUGUAGGAUACGGACAUCUAGGGCAGUACCUGGUGGAGAGGAUCCUUAAAGAUGGAGCUGCUCUUGGUUUAACUCUGGCUUUCGUUUGGAACAGAAAUUCUAACAAGCUCAAAGGUGUAGUCCCUGAUGAACUCAUACUUGGUGACCUAUCAUCCUUUUCAGAAAGGCGGUGUGAUGUCAUUGUAGAAGUGUGCCAUCCAAAGAUUGUAAAAGAAUUUGGGUGUCACUUCCUGUCUCAGUGUCAUUUCAUGGUGGGCUCACCCUCGGCCCUCUCUGAUUCUGAGCUGAACCAGAAGCUGCGUCAGGUGGCUCGGCAGUAUGGAAGGACACUCUACGUCCCCAGUGGUGCAUUAUGGGGAGGCCAGGACAUUCAAAGGCUGAAUGACAGUGGGAACUUGAAGGCUUUGUUUAUAAGAAUGUCCAAGCACCCGUCCUGCUUCCGGCUGACAGGAGACGUCCUCACUGACUGGACAGAGGAAGAGGGCAGGCGUGUUUUAUUCAGAGGCUCAGUGGCAGAGCUGUGCCCACUUGCUCCGAACAAUGUGAACACCAUGGCAGCGGCAGCAGUGGCAGCAGGAACACUUGGCUUUACUGGUGUUCAGGGAGAGAUUGUUUCCGACACAGCGUUAAGUGACUAUCACGUGGUGGAGGUUGAGGUGACUGGGCCUGGUGGCUUCUCAGUCAACACAGUGAGGCGUAAUCCAGCCAAACUUGGAGCUGUAACUGGCAGUGCAACAUAUAACUCCUUCUGGAAUAGUUUACUAGCCGGAGAACCUGGAGAAAACCCACACUGACAGAGGGAGAACGUGCAAGCUCUGCACAGAAGGGUUCCCCCACCCCAGUUUGCAAAGGUCAUGGAGGACGAGUUUACUUGUGCUGAUGCGGAUGAGAACUCUGCUGCAUUAACAACAACACAGCAAGGCGAUCCAUAUAGAUCAGAUGGUUUAUGGUGGAUAAGUUGUGUGGAUGGUGUCACUGGAUCGGUGUGUUACCGUAAACUUUUUGUGAACUUAUGAUAUUUGUGUUCCAAUAAACCGCAUGCAUACAGAAGAAAGAAGAGUCAGUUAUUUGUAAAACACAA